Molecule: messenger RNA, 1921 nt
Organism: Gadus morhua (Atlantic cod)
Lineage: Eukaryota; Metazoa; Chordata; Actinopteri; Gadiformes; Gadidae
Product: macrophage mannose receptor 1-like
Exons: 8
Coding region: 60-1031 (323 amino acids)
Source: RefSeq, a predicted model, not a curated record
GUGGAUUCAGAAGAGGGGACAUCUGCGAACAGCUUCAUUAAUAGACCAACAGUCAGACCAUGUUUCGGUUGCGAGUCUCCGCGGUCCGUCUCCUUGGGAUUGUCAUGCUUUCAUGUAUGUCUACAGAAUCAACCUCCCCAGAGUACCACUACUACAACCAGACCCUGAGCUGGAGCGACGCGCGGAGCUUCUGUCGGGACAAGCACAGCGACUUGGCCACCGUGACCUCCAUGGUGGAGGCCCAGCUCCUGGCUCAGACCGCCGCCGGCCGGGGCGACGCCUGGAUCGGCCUCCGUAACGACGGACCCGCCAGGUGGCUGUGGUCGAACGGAAACGGAGCGCUGUCUAGUUCGUAUUUGUUUCCAGGGGAGCCCAACUAUUCGGAGUGCAGCACGGAUUGCUGCGCAGAGGUGACUGCAUCGGGCUGGAACAAACUCAAGUGUACCCGUGCACGUCGUCUUGUGUGCCGAGGCAAUACGUCGCCGUACUAUUUCCUUCAGCCCCAUACGUCGGGAUGGAGAGAUGCCCUGGAUCAUUGCAGAAGCCUUAAUAUGUACCUGCCCACUGUCUCAAGCCACCCGACAGUCAUCGAUUCGUCAGAGAUAACCUCCUUCUGGGUCGGCCUCUUCCAGGACCGUUGGGCGUGGUCCGACGAGAGCCCCACCUCCCUCAGGUACUGGAUGGUGGGCAGGCCCGCCAACCUCCAGGGCUGUGCCGUUGUCAGCGUCACGGACCAGGGCCGGUGGUACGAGGAGCAGUGCGAGGCCGAGAUGCCUUUCGUCUGCCAGGGCGGUCUGAAAUCGCGGAGGGUGCUGAUCAAGUUAAAGAUGGAAUCGGAUGGUGACCUCGAUCGCUCAGCCACCAGUGCUCAGCUCCUGCAGCAGCUCGAGGCGCAGUUGAGAAGUCAGGGGAUAUCAGAUUUCAAACUCAGCUGGAAGAGCGACAUCCGUCGUCAGGACGAGAUGAACGAGAAUCCUGCAGCUGAGAGCCACGGUCCAGGUUCUGAAGAACUGAAAUUGGAUGUUGACUGACUGAAGCAACAGACCAUACGUACACACAUUCGCGCACUUGCAUACAUAGCCGACCACAUAUAGAUAAAUACACAUGCAAAAUAUUUGCCUGUGUAUGGAGAUGAGGAGCUUAUUAUUAUUAUGGACCUUAUUAUCAGAGUUACCGUUAGUUUUGUGCAUUCCGCGUGAAUUUAUUAGUAACAACUUAUUAAGUAAUUGUAUAUCAUGACACAAUGUACAGUUUUUCUCUAGAGCACUGUUUUGAGGGGCUGCUGUAAAAUGUCUGAGUAGUAAAGGGAAAGAGCAAGAUUCGGAAAAUUAACAACCCAAGAAAAUGCCCCUCCCUCUCUGUUCCCUCCCUUUAAUGUCUGGUGAGCCAAAGAAAAAUGUCCACCUUGGUUUAUUCCAUUCUAUUAUAUUCUAUUCUAUACUAUUCUAUUCCAUUCUACCUAUCUCUCGACCCUCGAGGAAUGUUUCAGUCAUGCAAAUGACUGAUAUCAGCCAAAAAAGAAUUGUCUCACAUGGGCAGACAUGCACAGAUAUCCAAAUGAUACCCAAAUGAUAGCUCUUAGAUCUUACAGCACAUUUAAACAAUGUUAAAAUAAAUAUAAAUAUAGGCUAAUACAAAUGUAAAAAUAAGAAAUAACAGGUAUAGCGGGUUGAGAAUCAGUGGGUAGAGUACUGUCGUAUAAAGUAGCCUGCGGAGCCCUUUGAGACCGGAGCUGUGAUUCAAGAUAUGCAAAUCAAAUGAACCUGACUUGGUGUUUGUUAGCAGGAUAAGGAAGAUGUUUCACAAUGCACAAAGACACGAGUGCAGGCCCUGCGUGAUAGACAUGGUUCAGUGCUCGUCAAAGAUCUAGGCCUGUUUGAAAAUGUCCUGUCCGGCUCGGAAGGAGAUGGGACCUAUAACC